AGCGCCAUUUGCAUGCGUGUAAGGCAAGAUCGACGUCAUUGAAAUGAGCCUGUAUCACUUUUAACAUCUUUUAUUUAACUUUUUUGUUUAUUUUUUCUCUGAUCUGGCUUUUCCAUAAUGAGCACUAGACCUGUAAUAUUUAACCUGGUUAACUGCAUCAUUGGAGUGAGUGUUUUGGCGAUGCCCUUCUGCUUUCAAGAGUGUGGCAUUGUUCUUUGUGGCAUAGCUAUUAUCAGCAGCUCCUGGCUCACUAAGAAGUCCUGUGAACUGCUACUAAAAUCUGGUCAGGUGGCUCGAAGAAGAAAUUAUGAAGGGCUAGCAUUUUCUACUUACGGUGCUCCAGGCAAGUUGGCAGUUGAAGCAAGCAUCAUCGGUCUUCUUAUUGGAACUCUUAUAGCAUUCAAUGUAAUAAUUGGAGACUUGGUUCCUUCAAUAUUUCAAAAUUUAAGUGGAUUGCAGGUGUCCUGGACUAUCAGAGCCGUUCUUAUGACAGUUUUAGCAUUUUGUGUUGGUCUUCCUUUGUCAUUAAUGAGAAAUCUUCACAGCUUAGCUUCAUUCAGUGCUUGUUCUUUGAUAUUUUAUGCAGGAUUUGUGUUGCAGAUAUUGUUCAGUGCAUUGCCAAGAAUUUUGGAAGGAUCUUGGAUCUACAACUUGAAUUACUGGCAGCCAGAGAAUCUUCUUAAUUACCUGCCUAUCUUUGCCUUGGCCUUUGCCUGUCAAACGCAACUGUUUGCAUUGUAUGAAACCCUACCUGAGCCAUCAGUCAAGAAAAUGGAAAGUGUUGUCAAUACAGGGAUCAAUAUCGUGGCUUUGGUCUAUUUUUUGGUUGGAUUUUUUGGUUAUGUGUGUUUUUACAAUGUUGGCAUCAAGGGCGACAUCUUAACAAACUACGGAAACGCUUUUAUUUCACAUUUGAUUAAAUUAGGCUUUGUAAUGUCUGUUAUUGUCAGCUUUCCUCUGAUGGUUUAUCCUCUACGAGCAAGUUUGCAUUCUCUGAUAUUUCAGCAGCAGUCAGGCAGCUCAGAAAACUUACCAGGUGGUGCUGGUUUCAUUCCACAUGACAGAUUUACAUACCUGACUCUUGCUAUCAUUUCUGGCACUCUGACACUGGGAAUUCUCUUCCCACAAAUUGAAUUUGUACUGGCAUUGACUGGAGCAACAAUGGGUACCCUAAUAGCAUUUGUAUUUCCAUCAACCAUGUAUUUGCAUAUUGUGUCAGAGAAGACAACAGCAAGGCUUAUAGCAAAGCUUGUGCUAGUGUUGGGUUUAGUUUGCUUUGUGGCUGGCACAUAUACAGUACUGACAACUCAAGAGAGUGGUGAGCAUCAUCAGGUUGACAUCCAUCCACCAGGAAUUGAUCCUAUCAAGCCAGUAGUCUUCCAAGAUCCCUCAAACAAAGAAAAUGACACAAGCAUUCACAUUGGUAUUAGGGAAUCCCCAGUUGACAUUGAUGUUGCUAAGGUUGGUCUAGGAGCAGACAAAAUUGUCAACAAAGAUGAAAAAGUUGUUAACGAUGCAAAACUUGGCGAAGAAAAGCCUGGGAAUAUAAAACCCAUUGAUGCUGUUACAAAUGGAGGGGUGAGGAAGGCAGAGGAACCUGUUGAAGCAGUUGAAGGUGAGGUGAAGCGGCAAGAGCCUCCAGUUCCUCAUGCCCCUCAAGACAAAUCACCUGAUCAGAUACAAGGUGAGGAAGAACAUUUAAAGAAUGAAAAGCGGCAACUGAUGAGUAAAACAGAGGAUGAGAAAUCAACAAACUCUGACAAAUAUGAGAAAUUGAAUGCAGCUGCUGGGAAUGCUGAUAGCCCCAUUAAUAUCAAGGUCUCGGAACAUGAAAUUGAUGAGGAACUGAAGAAACUGGAGCAUACAGAUAAGGUUUCUUAAUAAAUCAGUUAGGGGAACAAGCUACCCUUUCGGUUAAAAUCCCAGUGUUUUUAAGAAUUGUCUGAAUCAAAUUGUUUUUGAGUCAGGUUGUUUAGUUAUCCUUGCUGCCCAACUGGGAUGGCAAGAUUGUCAGUGCUAGUCAUGUAUGUAGUCUUCGGGUUAUCUGGAUAGGUUUUGCCAAAAAGGUGCUUGUUCCCUUACUGAGAACUUUUCAGCAUGUAAAAGCAAAAUGCAGGCAGCUGUAUGCAUUCAGUAGUUGUUAUUUCAUUGCUGAUGCUACAAAAGCUGGAAAUCAGCUUUUGUAGCAUCACAGUUCUUCACUAAUGAACAUUUUCAACCUCCUGAUUAAGUAACGGAACACCCAGAUUGGUGGCCAAAGCUACAUUUAGAGUAAUUAAAUUUAAACACUUUUCUUGAAGUACUUUAAUCACAUAGUAAGAUGUUCUAUCUCAUCUACAAAUAAAAUAUAAUAUAAAUUAAUUAUUUUUAAUUAACAGUCUGUUGGUACAUGCAGUUUAUAAAAUUGUAGGUGCUUUGGUAGCAUAUAUAGGCGGAGGUUCCUAUUUUAAAUUCAUGCACUGUAAUGUUGAUCAUGAAUCUUUAUGGACUUGCAUGUAAGGUUCAUCAACAUUGUAGCAAAAACAAUCAAAUUAACUCAUCUGUAGGCAAGUAAAGAUCAUAGCUGUAAUACAGCCGCAGAUUUUUUUAGACUAAAAUUAAUGAUCAUGAAUGAACAGUUAAAAUUGUCAGUAUAAUAUCAAAAAUACAAUUCUUUAUAACCUUGCUUUUUAUAUUUAGCAUGUGGCUGAGUUAAUGCAGAAAACCAACUGAUAAGUUAACGGAAAGUUGCCUAAGAAAUCAAUAGAGUGUGGUUCUUUAGAAAGACUGCUCUAUAGAAAAGCACUACUGAAACUGAAGCCAUGCUUACGGUAGUCAGUUCUUGGUCUUGGAAUCUAGAACUAAUUUUUGUGAGACAUCCCUGAGAUCAUUAUAACCAAAUCCCCUUACAUUUAGUUGUUAAUCUGGCAAAGUUUAACUGUUGAUCUAAUAUACAUGUAUCAUCAAGACCAGUUACUAAAUUUUAAACCAAGAUUAAGAUGAAUGUUUUCCAGCUUAACCCUGGGCUGGCAACCUGGGCUUCAUAAAAACUUCAUAAAAUGGAUGACACUGCAGAUAGAACAUUCAGAUGAUUGUAGAUUACCUGUAGAUGCCAUCUUUAAACUUAUAAUAUCACUGAAUUAUUUUGUUUAGUACAAUAAAUUGAGGAACUGAAUUUUAAUUUAGUUAUGGCUAGUGUUUACAGUGCUGUGUGCUAGUUAAUGUAGUGGAAAAUAGUGAAGUACAGGAAUAAUAGUGAGGUAGUAACACAAAAUAUACUUAUGUAACAAAUACAACAAUAAAUGCUGCAACCAAAGGGUG
Molecule: messenger RNA, 3300 nt
Organism: Orbicella faveolata
Lineage: Eukaryota; Metazoa; Cnidaria; Anthozoa; Scleractinia; Merulinidae
Product: solute carrier family 38 member 10-like
Biological process (GO): amino acid transmembrane transport
Cellular component (GO): membrane
Molecular function (GO): L-amino acid transmembrane transporter activity
Source: RefSeq, a predicted model, not a curated record